AUGGCAUACUCACUUCCCCCUCUGCCGUACGCCUAUGAUGCGCUCGAGCCACACAUCUCGGCCCAGAUCAUGGAGCUACAUCACAGCAAGCACCACCAGACGUACGUCACCAACCUGAACAAGGCCCUCGAGACAUACAACCAGAACCCCCUGUAUGCCCGCGCCGGUGUCCUUGCUGCUCUCAAUUUCCAUGGCGGUGGCCACAUCAACCACUCUCUCUUCUGGGAGAACCUCUCGCCAGCGUCGAGCCCCGACGCCAGCACCGACUCGGCCCCGCAGCUCAUCGCCGAGAUCUCCAAAGUCUGGGGCGGACUCGACCAGUUCAAGUCGGCUUUCAACGCUGCUCUUCUCGGCAUCACUGGCAGUGGCUGGGGCUGGCUCAUCAAAGAUGAGACGAACCGCCUGGCCAUCGUCACCACGAAGGACCAGGACCCCGUCACCAAGGGUGUCCCCAUCUUCGGCGUCGACAUGUGGGAGCAUGCAUACUACCUGCAGUAUCUUAAUGGCAAGGCUGCCUAUGUCGAGAACAUCUGGAAUGUCAUCAACUGGAAGACAGCUGAAUCUCGCUUCUCGGGAGCUCGCGAGGACGCCUUCAAGGCUCUCAAGGCUGCCCUCUAG
Molecule: messenger RNA, 618 nt
Organism: Verticillium alfalfae VaMs.102
Lineage: Eukaryota; Fungi; Ascomycota; Sordariomycetes; Glomerellales; Plectosphaerellaceae
Product: superoxide dismutase
Exons: 3
Coding region: 1-618 (205 amino acids)
Biological process (GO): superoxide metabolic process
Cellular component (GO): mitochondrion
Molecular function (GO): superoxide dismutase activity; metal ion binding
Source: RefSeq, a predicted model, not a curated record